AUGUAUGCUCACGAUCCCCGCGAAAUCGUAAAACACAUUAAUUCUCGUAAUGCAAAAGUUUUAGCAGUUUUUAUAGUGAUCGGCUUCAUUUUUUAUCAUGGCAUUCUUCACCUAACUUCUGGAAUUGAUUCAUGUAAAUGGCUACUUAGUGAUGGGCGUUUUCAAGGAUUUCAAGUCUGGCAGCCAUAUGGGUGCAUGAUGCAUUCAUAUACUUCAUCAGAUUCUCAAAUGUGUCUUAGAUAUAUUGCAUAUUGGGGAGGAAAGACACAUGUUGUUUUCAUUGGAGAUUCACGCAUACGUCAACUUUUUUAUGGCUUUGUAACAAUGGUUAGUCCCAAGUAUGAAAUGCAAGAAUUAAUUGCUCACAAAGAUUUGCAUUAUAUUGAUGAAGAACUCAAGUUUAAAGUAGAUUUCCUUUGGGCUCCAAUGGUAAAUGAAACAAUGUUUAAUAUAUAUAAGCCCUGGAUACAAGACAGUCGAACCAGACCUUCUCUUAUAGUAACAGGCAGUGGUGCCUGGGCAAUAAAAACAAGCAAUGCAAGCAUCGAAAUGUAUGGAAGUUAUCAAAGAAAUUUGACACAAUUAGUUCCUAUUCUCAAUGCUUUGACUCCAAUCACAAAAGUAUUGUGGGUUUUGCAAGAUCCUGUUAAAACUGAAAAAUUACAUCCAUCUAGAAAAAUGAUCACAAAUGAACAAAUUGAUAUGUAUAACAAAGCUGCUAUGGAUUUGCUCCACCAUAGUAAAAUUUUAAUAUGGAGUUCAUCUCGUUUGGUAUCUCAGGGCCUAUUGGAUGAUGAUGAAGAUGGUUUGCACAUGGGAAAACGUGCUCUUUAUUAUGCUGUUGAGUUAUUAAUGAACAUGUAUUGUAAUGAUCAUAUGAAUUAUAAUGAUGGAACAUGUUGUAGCAGUCCCGAGUCUGUUACUACUCUGCAGUUGAUAACAUUUUCUGUACUUGGAGUAAGCUUUUGCCUGGCUACAGCUCUUUUUAUACGUAAGAAAUUUAUGAAACGGAAGUCUCCUGCUGUUUUACCUGUUGUUGAGGAAGGUUGUAAGGAUACUUCAUUUCAUGAGUUGUGCACAGCCCUUUCUCGUCUUGCUAUUGUGAUGGCAUACUUUUUUCUUUGUGAUAGGACAAAUUUCUUUAUGAAGGAAAACAAGUACUUUACAUACACAAAUUUUUUCCUACCCUUGGGAUAUCUUUUUGCUUUGGGAUUAUUUUUUACAGAAGAAAGCCAAUUUACUCAAGUCUUACAUAGAGAUCAAACUAAUGAAUGGAAAGGUUGGAUGCAACUUGUUAUACUGGUUUAUCAUCUGACUGGUGCCAGUAGGAUUCUUCCCAUUUACAUGCAUGUGCGUGUAUUGGUUACAUCUUAUCUAUUUUUGAGUGGAUACGGACAUUUCACGUACUUCUACCAAUAUGGUGAUUUUGGUUUCUAUAGAUUGUGGCAGGUUCUGUUUCGUCUUAAUUUUCUGGUGGUUGUUCUCUGCCUUUGUAUGAACCGUCCAUAUCAGUUUUAUUACUUUGUGCCUUUAGUGUCAUUUUGGUUUGCUGUUAUUUUUAUUACUCUGAAAUCUGUACCACAAGUGACAGCUUCUUCAGCUGAAGCAAAUCCAUUACUGUAUUUUUAUGUAACUUUGAAGUUUGUUGGGCUUUUUGGAGUUGUUACAGUUUUAUAUAUGUCUGAAGUUUUUUUUGAAAAAAUAUUUGUCACAAGACCAUGGAAAGCUUUAUUUGUGACUACUGAUGAUUCUAUCAAAGAAUGGUGGUUUAGAUGGAAAAUUGAUCGUUAUAGUGUAACCUAUGGGAUGCUCUUUGCAUUUGGUCUCCAUCUUCUAAAACAAUAUCACAUUUUAGAUGACAAAAAUCGUGGAAAUUUAUUUUCAAGAGGAAUAUCAUUAACAGCAGCUUUUUUAUCACUACUUGGACUUGGAGGUUAUGCAAUGUUUGCAUUCUUGUGCCGUAACAAAAGAGAAUGUAAUGAAGUUCAUCCUUAUGUAUCAUUUGUUCCUAUAUUAUCAUACCUCAUCCUUAGAAAUAUCAGUGGAUAUUUAAGAACAAAAUACAGCAUGUUUUUUUCAUGGUUUGGGAAUAUUUCUCUUGAGCUUUUUAUUGCUCAGUACCAUAUCUGGCUUUCUGCGGAUACACAUGGAGUCUUGGUCCUAGUUCCGGGAUACCCAGUUUUGAAUGCUUUAGUAACAUCUUUCAUUUUUGUUUGUGUUGCUCAUGAAAUUCAUUGUUUAACAGACAUUCUUGUUAAAUAUGCUAUACCUACAGAUUGGAAGUAUCUCAUCCGCAAUGUUACUGUUUUCUUCUUGAUGCUUGUUCCCAUUGGUAUACAUGAUGGCAUGUUUUAA
Uloborus diversus is the source of this 2355-nucleotide messenger RNA. Its product is annotated as N-acetylneuraminate 9-O-acetyltransferase-like. Bases 1 to 2355 code for a protein of 784 amino acids. NCBI's taxonomy places the organism in Eukaryota, Metazoa, Arthropoda, Arachnida, Araneae, Uloboridae. The transcript has 18 exons. The record is from RefSeq and is a predicted model, not a curated record.